AGCCCCUGCGGGACGGGGGCCGGCGUCGCUAUGGGUUCCUCGGCAGGUCUAGAGGAAGCGCUGGGCUACGUCCGCGAGUUCACACGCCACUCCUCCGACGUACUGGGCAAUUUGAAUGAGCUGCGCCUGCGCGGGAUCCUCACUGACGUCACGCUGCUGGUUGGCGGCCAACCUCUCCAAGCGCACAAGGCGGUUCUCAUCGCCUGCAGUGGUUUCUUCUAUUCAAUUUUCCGAGGCCGUACAGGAGUAGGGGUGGACGUGCUCUCCCUGCCCGGGGGCCCCGAAGCCGGAGGCUUUGCUCCUCUGCUGGAUUUCAUGUAUACUUCGCGCCUGCGCCUCUCUCCGGCCACCGCCCCAGCUGUCCUGGCAGCUGCCACCUAUUUGCAGAUGGAACAUGUGGUCCAGGCAUGCCACCGCUUCAUUCAGGCCAGCUAUGAACCUCUGGGCAUCUCCCUGCGUCCCCAGGAGGCAGAGCCCCCCACACCACCAACAGCCCCUCCGCCAGGCAGUCCCAGGCGCUCCGAAGGACACCCAGACCCACCUACUGAGUCCAGCUGCAGUCAAGAUCCCCCCAGUCCGGCCAGCCCAGACCCAAAAGCCUGCAAUUGGAAAAAGUACAAGUUCAUCGUGCUAAACUCUCAAGCCAGGAGUCUGUCAGGAGAGAGGAGUUCUGGUCACCCUUGCCCCCAAGCCAGGCUCCCCAGUGGAGAUGAGGCCUCCAGUAGCAGCAGCAGUGAAGAAGGCCCCAUCCCUGGUCCCCAGAGCAGGCUCUCUCCAGUUGCUGCCACCAUACAGUUCAAAUCUGGAACACCAGCCAAUACCCCUCAUCUCCUCACACCCCAGGCUCACAAGACCACUGGAUCGCCCUCUGAACGGGCUAAUCCACCACCAGGAAGUGACUUUUUCAGCUGCCAGAAGUGUGAGGCCAUGGCUGGGUGUGUGUCAGGGCUGGACCCCUUGGCUCCUGGGCAGGAGGACAAGCCCUACAAGUGUCAGCUGUGUCGCUCUGCCUUCCGCUACAAGGGCAACCUGGCCAGCCACCGAACCGUGCACACAGGAGAAAAACCCUACCACUGCUCUGUCUGCGGCGCCCGCUUCAACAGGCCCGCCAACCUGAAGACACACAGCCGCAUCCAUUCCGGAGAGAAGCCUUAUAAGUGUGAGACUUGCGGCUCCUGCUUUGUGCAGGUGGCUCAUCUACGUGCACACGUGCUGAUCCACACCGGGGAGAAACCCUACCCUUGCCCCACCUGUGGGACUCGCUUCCGCCAUCUACAAACCCUCAAGAGCCACGUUCGCAUCCACACGGGAGAGAAGCCUUACCACUGCGACCCCUGUGGCCUGCAUUUCCGGCACAAGAGUCAACUGCGGCUACAUCUGCGCCAAAAACACGGAGCUGCCACCAACACCAAAGUGCACUACCACAUUCUUGGGGCGCCCUAGCCGAGGCGGGCCCAGGUCCCCUUUGCCUCCUGGAAGCCAGGAUGCUGCAGGCUCAGGCCUGGCUUCUUCCGGGCCACACCAAGGCAAGGGAGUGGGCAAAGCCUCGACAGUAUCAGACACUGUUCCGCCACCUGGAUUUCUCCCCGGGAAGAGCUGGGGUGGCAGGUCCCGGCUAGAUCUGCCUCUGUUUUGCUGGCCAAAACCUCUUCCCCACAAUCAAAAUUGCCUUGGAGGAGAGAGCAAGCUAGGGGAGCAGAGAGAUUGGAGGGCUGAUUGCCCUAGGAGAACAGCCCUCCACCGUAGCCCCCCCACAUCUCAUUCGGUUUAUGUGUAAAUAUAAUUUAUUGAGGCCUUUGGGAGCUACCCAGGCCUUCAUUCAAUUGUCUUUCCCAUCCCACCCCUCCCUUCCACAGUUGUGAUAAAAAGUGACCCAAAACACAGCAUGUGGGGGUCACAGCUCUGCUGGCAGAGAUUAGCAUUUGGCUCUCUCCUUUGGCCUGAGUCUUUUGUAUUAUUGUUGUUAUUGUCAUAACUUCCACCUUUGGAGUGAGUGCUUCUGUGUCCGGUCUGUGUGCCUGAUGGGUUGUUUCGAACAGAGCGCGGGUUCCCUUUGUUCUGUCCCUUCAUCCCCAGGCCGGGAUACGUUUCCUUUGCUCCAGUGUAGUGUAGGUCUGGAGCAGAUGGGCAUUGUAGAAUUGGGUCAGGAACCCUCUCUGACAGUCUGGACAUUCCAGGUUCUCUAGCGGGCUAGAAUUGGACCUAGGUUUUUUCCUCUGUUCUUCAAGCACGACCAGAACCUUGCUGGUGAGCCGGAAAUGGAAGUGAAAUGCCCCCUAGCGGCAGCAGGUAUGGAAGUUGAUCGUCCCAGCAAGGUGGUCCAGAGCCUAAGCUGUCCACUCAUCUGGGUCUGGUUUCACUGCAGUUGUAAACACACAAGUCUAUACGUCUGUUGUGACCCUGGGUUUGAGGGAGCCCGUAAGCCUCCCAGGGAGGCCUGUUCUGGACUCCUGGUUGAUCAUUUCAUGAGAAAGAAGUCUAAGCUAUUUUAGUAGAAACUAUAUAACUUCUGGUUCUCCUAGGGGAGAAUUACAAAAUUCUGCCGUGUCUAAACCUGAGAUAUGACCCAUCCUGUACUGAAAAGGUGUCCAGAUUUUGAAAGGUGCUUUGGGCUGCCAGAUUUUGAAAGGUGCUUUGGGAAGGACCCCUUCUUCCUGGAACACUUUUGUGGGUAUUGUCUGGCAUCUCCCCUUUGCCUCUAAAUGUCACGGGUGCUUGGUAACUGCCUUACCUUUGAAAAGCUGGGUCCGUGACCCAGCCUUUUGGUCCCUGCCUUUGUGUCUGGACCCAGAGAAUGCACCGGUACCUUCCACAGGGAGGAAAAGGGGGCUGUUUCAUUUUGGAAUUGCUGUAGCUUAUGGUUGAUGUUAUUGAUGGGCUCUGAGGUUUAAAGAGUUGAUUGCAAUUGACUGACUGAUGGGCCAAAGGCCCCUAGUAGUUAAAAGGUAUCCCAGGAGGAUGGAGAGUUGGCUGAGGGGAGCAGUUUCGGGUAUCCGCCAAGUCGGGGGAAAGUUAGGACUGGGUUUGCCUCCUGGCUGGGCAGAGUUUCUGGAAUGUCACAUGAUAUUCCUUUAUUUACUGUCCUGCACCUUGGUGCCUGAGGACUUAUUUGAGUAUGAGGUGAGGGGUAGAGGGUAAGGAGCACUUUUGAAUUGGUGGUGGGGAACUUCCUCAUGAUAGGUCAGUACUAGUGGGCGACACUUAGGGACUGGUGACUACUACUGGUCACCUACUACUUAUAGGUCUCUUUCCCUCUCGCGCCCCAUGGCCACUGCAGAAUUGGAGGGAAAGCAGAGGGGAAGGGUGAGAAGGAACUACAGCUUGUAUUCAGCAGCUUGUAUGGUCAGGUGGAGAGG
Molecule: messenger RNA, 3356 nt
Organism: Echinops telfairi (small Madagascar hedgehog)
Lineage: Eukaryota; Metazoa; Chordata; Mammalia; Afrosoricida; Tenrecidae
Gene: BCL6B
Product: BCL6B transcription repressor
Exons: 9
Coding region: 31-1443 (470 amino acids)
Biological process (GO): regulation of transcription by RNA polymerase II
Molecular function (GO): RNA polymerase II cis-regulatory region sequence-specific DNA binding; DNA-binding transcription factor activity, RNA polymerase II-specific; protein binding
Source: RefSeq, a predicted model, not a curated record